CUGGAGGGCUGCAGCUGCAGCUGUGGGGGUUAGCAGUGCUGCCUCCCGGCCAGGCUGAGGGCCACUUCUCCACCCUGUUCACCCAGCAACUUAAGGGGACGCCCAGCCCUGCCUGCUGGCAACAGCCCCUGCCCCAGCACCUUUCCUCCCCUGCCAACCGCCAGGGCUCCUGGCCUGGGCUCCCUCCUCAGAGACAAAGGCCAGGCAGGCAGAAACAUGCCCACAGCCUCUGAUGUGCCCUGACAGGCCCCCAGGGAGGCACUCACACGCCUUUCCUUGGGCCCCUCCCGGCCACCUGUGGGGCUGGAGCUUGGCCUCUCCCCUGAUUCCAGGCUGGGGAGGGGGACAGGGUGAGGUGGGACCCUUCCCCCACACGCAGAUGCCAUGCCAGGAUAGAAGACUUACCAUGGAUGCCAGGCAACUUGGCUGACGCUGUGGGGAGUAGGAAUCCCUCGGGUCCUGGGAAGGGGCAGAGCCCCCCGACAGAAGGAGGGACCCAGGCAAAGAGAUUUUCCCAAGAGCCAAGUCCAGAAGGUAGAGAGCGGUGCUGCAGUAGAGGGCCUGAGUAAGGCCUCCAGGAUCGGUCGCCUUGACUCUGGCGCCCUGGCCUGAGGAUGCCUUACCAUCCCCGAUCCCUGUCCGAGGCCACCUGUCCAGAGCCCAGACAGAAGGAGGGAGAGCCAGCUCCUGCAGCCUCCCCUGUCCAGCUGCCAGCCGGAGGCAGUACAGCUUUGGGAUGGCCACUCUCUCCCCGUCCCCACGCACACACUCCCAGGGAUAAGGUGUCCUGAAGGCCCUGCCCCGUCCCCCACAGCAGAGCCUUGGCCCUUCCCCCACCUCCCUACAGAGAAGCCUUUCCGGUGCCAGAUCCAAGAGGGCGGGUCUUUGGCAAGGAGCUGAGUGGCCCCAUCUCACCCCCAAGCCAUACGGACUUUACCGGCCGAGCCUCAGUCACUCUACAGAUGUCACCUCCCCAAGAGAACCCUCAAGCCUCACCCCUGAUUUGGAGAAGCUCGACCCUGCUUUAUUUUGUCCCUAGCACUUACCGCUCCACAAAAAUAGGUGUUAACUUUAUUUUAAAUGUUUUCCUUCCUCUUCUAGAAUGAAGUCUCCGUUUGGGCACAUCACACAGGCUGACAGAUUCAGCCAGUAAGGAAGCAACAUGCUCCGGGUGGAUGAGGACAGUUUACUGCCUGAGUAGUCCGCAAAAGCAAGAGAGCAAAAGCUUGACAGAUGGCAUGGGGUGGGGUGAGGGGGUGAACGGGCACCCCGUUGCUGAAGAGCUACCCUGCACCCUGGGAGGCCUGGUGGAAAACCACAUACCUCCUGAGACCCAGAUGAGCCUAGAAACUGCCUUCCCAAAGGCAGGAGUCAGUGGGAGCCAGCGGCGAGGCUGGUCCUCCCGGCUUCUGCCACCGUCCGGUCCGUCCGGAGUACUGCAGCUCAUUCAGCUGUGAACUCGUGCAGGCUCGUCAGGGCCCCACACAGAGCCGUCCCUACAGAGCAGAGGCCCACAUUGGCCUUUACCAUCGCGUCAGCAGAGCCUAGGGCAGUCCUGGUACACUGAGGGAGCUCAGCCAGUGUUGAGUUUUUACUGCGUGAGCGAAUGACUGCAAGAGGGACCCGAGCAAAGGACGGAGCUUAAGAGAUUAGGCAGGUACCCUCUCCACCCGAACUCUGCAUCUGAACAUUAUCACUUGCAACAUUUUUUACCCUAAAUUCAUUAUCUGAAUAAAAAAACAGCUACUGUAAGGUUUUGGUCUGUGUGUGCCAGCGAAAACAACGAAAUCGCAUGCGUGUUGGGCAACAGGGCUUGGCACGCGCUGCAGGGAACCUCAAGCAGCCUUCUCACAGGGACAUGUCUCAGGCUUGCAUUCCUUAAACCUGCGGUGCCCAAUCGCUGCCGUCUUCCCCUGUCCGCAUGUGUCCGAAGGGAGUGUAUGCGCUGGAAAAUGUGAGAAGAAACGUUGGACGUGAUGAAGCCAACGGUGGGAGAAGGUGUGAAAGGGAAAUGUUCGCGUCUGAUGCUGCACACCUUGUUCAUUGGGCUCACAGGCCUGUUGCCUGCGAGAGCAUGAGUGAACAGGAGAAGGAAAUGGAGGAGGACGAGGGAGGCAGCACUUCGGACACAGCCCCCAUGCUGCCGGAAAGGGUUCCUGAUGGCCAGGCCUCAGCCUUGAUGUCCCCACGGUGGGUAGGCCUGGUGGUCCGAGGCCUUGGGGCCCUACUGCCGCCUGGCCAGGCCCUGGCUGGACUGCUGCUGCACCUGCUGCUGCCUGCAACCGUGUUCCUGCUGGCCCUUCUGCCAGCAGCUGCCAUCGUGUACCUGGGAUUCCUGUGCCACUCGAGGGUUCACCCGGCGCCCCGCCCCGCGUGCCGCGCACUGCUCUCCGACAGAGGCGCCGCGGCGCUCAUCGUUCUCGGAUUCCUUUCGCUGCCUCCGCUGCUCGUGCUUGCCUCGGCCGCCCGCACCCGCCUGGCCCGGCGUCUCCGCCCGCUGCUACCGCCCCCAACUUGGACCCCUGGAUCCCGCCGCCACCCGGGGUCCAGCGACCGUGGGCGGGCGGGACGCCACACCGACGGGGAAGAGCAGUUCUGUGCCUGGGUGUGACCCCCCCCGCCCAGAGGCCUCUCCAAAGGACACGACCUCCGAAUCCCGCGAGGCACCCGAACUCCUCCCCCCGUGACCCUCAUAAGGCGGCCCCAGGCCGGCAAGCUCGGGGUCUGCGUCCAGGUUCCAUCCUCGGAAAUCGCGGGCAUACCACGGGGCUUCGUGCGCAGUGCUUCGAGUGGCCGCGAGAUGGCACCUGACUCCCCGGAACCCAGGCCCGCCCUUCCCCAAGGUGUCCCCACCCCCGCAGUCCCCUCGGACGCGGAGAGGCUGGGAAGCCUGGAGAGAGGAGGGAGAUGCCUCCCAGAGAAGGGGCGCGUGGCCAGGCUCAGAGAAAGGUGGCCUUCCUGGCUUUUGUCACUGGCUGCCCUGGGCUCCUGCUCCCUCCCAAAGGGCAGCCCUUAGGGCCCCAUGUCUGGUCGGUCAGCGGGCCUCCAGAGGGUUCCAGAAGUGGUGAGACUUGCCUGGGAGGCUUCCACAACCGGCCCAAGAACACGGUUCCAGAAGCUUAGCGAUGGCCAGCAGCCCCAAGGCUUGCAGGGCUCAGCCUGAGAUGGCGGUCAGGGUUAGCGUUUAGAUAGGUGGCAGAUUAAGAAAGCUGUCUGUUCUUUCUGGAUAAUUUUAAGGUCUUUGUCUUUUGCAAUCUUUGGCAUUAGCAUGUUUCUAGUCGUGGAUAUGUUCUUACUUGUCCAUUCGGUAUACACUGUGUUUCCUGUUCCUACAGAUUCAUAUCUUUCAUCAGUUCUGGAGACUUCUCAACCGUUUUCUAGGUCUCCAAGUCUGCCUCCUGGUUCAUUGUACCUAGUCUUUCUAGGGACACCUUUCUGGCUUCACCUUUUCCCUUCUCCUUCCAUGUCAGUUCUUCUCUUUCUGUUUCCACCUCCUGUCUCUGCUGCGUUCUGGGUGAUUUCUUCAUCUUUCAGCUCACUAAUUCACUGGUUGUGUCCCAUCAACCCAUCCAUUCAAUUUUAAGCUAUUUUAUUAUCAUAUCUAAAAGUCAUACUUGCUUUUUUUAUUCAAAUCUCAUCAUUUUUUAUGGUAUCUUCAUGCAUGUUCAAUUUUUGGAUUCCAGCUUUGCUUCAAUUUCUUGAACAUUUCACAUACAGUUUUUAAAUAUUCUGUACCUAACAAUUCCAAUUUCUUACUUUUUGGGGGUCCAAAUCUGUUAUUUGUUGUUUCUGCUGAUUCUCAUAUUGUUUCUUUGAAUGGAUCCUCAUUUUUUAACUGUCAGCUCAUACCUGUAAAAAUUCUUUUUUUUUUUUUUAAUGUUUGUUUGUUUUUGAGAAA
Messenger RNA from Felis catus (domestic cat), 3898 nucleotides. RefSeq names its product transmembrane protein 88B (gene TMEM278). The transcript is spliced from 3 exons. Gene Ontology annotation, molecular function: PDZ domain binding. Gene Ontology annotation, cellular component: plasma membrane. The record is from RefSeq and is a predicted model, not a curated record. Gene Ontology annotation, biological process: negative regulation of canonical Wnt signaling pathway. NCBI's taxonomy places the organism in Eukaryota, Metazoa, Chordata, Mammalia, Carnivora, Felidae. Bases 1922 to 2611 code for a protein of 229 amino acids.